This is a messenger RNA of Phyllostomus hastatus (greater spear-nosed bat), 1914 nucleotides long. RefSeq names its product putative olfactory receptor 3A4. Gene Ontology annotation, molecular function: olfactory receptor activity; G protein-coupled receptor activity. Gene Ontology annotation, cellular component: membrane. The record is from RefSeq and is a predicted model, not a curated record. NCBI's taxonomy places the organism in Eukaryota, Metazoa, Chordata, Mammalia, Chiroptera, Phyllostomidae. The transcript is spliced from 5 exons. Gene Ontology annotation, biological process: G protein-coupled receptor signaling pathway. Bases 1 to 1914 code for a protein of 637 amino acids.
AUGAGGCCUGAGAACCAGAGCAGCGUGUCCGAGUUCCUCCUCCUGGGGCUGCCCAUCAGGCCAGAGCACCAGGGUGUUUUCCUUACCCUGUUCCUGGGCAUGUAUCUGGCCACGGUGCUGGGCAACCUGCUCAUCAUCCUGCUCAUCAGGCUGGACUCCCGCCUGCACACACCCAUGUACUUCUUCCUCAGCCACUUGGCCUUCUCUGACAUUUCUCUGUCAUCUGUCACUGUCCCUAAGAUGCUGAUGAACAUGCAGACUCAUCACUUCUUCAUUUCCUACCCAGGGUGUAUUUCUCAGUUGUAUUUUUAUAUAUUUUUUGCUUGUGUUGAUAAUCUUCUUCUGGCAGUGAUGGCAUAUGACAGGUAUGUGGCCAUCUGUCACCCUCUACACUAUAACACCAUCAUGAGGGAGGAGUUGUGUGUGCUGCUGGUGACUGCCUCAUGGAUUACCUCAUGUGCCCAUGCCCUGUUGCACACUGUCCUCUUGGUCGGAGUCAUGAGGCCUGAGAACCAGAGCAGCAUGUCUGAGUUCCUCCUCCUGGGGCUCCCCAUCAGGCCAGGGGAACAGGGCGUGUUCUUCACUCUGUUCCUGGGCAUGUACCUGACCACAGUGCUGGGCAACCUACUCAUCAUCCUGCUCAUCAAGCUGGACUCCCGCCUCCACACACCCAUGUACUUCUUCCUCCGCCACUUGGCCCUCACUGAUGUCUCUUUCUCAUCUGUCACUGUCCCAAAGAUGCUCAUGAACAUGCAGACUCAGCAACAAUCCAUCCCCUAUGUGGGAUGCAUUUCUCAGUUGUAUUUUUUCAUACUUUUUGGUAGUGUUGACAAUUUCCUUCUGGCAGUGAUGGCAUAUGACAGGCAUGUGGCCAUCUGUCACCCUCUACACUAUAACACCAUCAUGAGAGAAGAGUUGUGUGUGCUUCUGGUGGCUGUCUCAUGGAUUAUUGCCUGUGCCCAUGCACUGUUGCACACUGUCCUCCUGGUCCAACUCUCCUUCUGUGCCAACAAUGUCAUCACCCACUUCUUCUGUGACCUCACUGUGCUCCUGAAGCUCAGCUGCUCAGACAUCUCCCUCAAUGAGCUGGUCAUCCUCACUGAGGGAGGAAUUAUUUCUUUUCUGCCUUUGUGUAUUGUUUUGGGCUCAUAUAUCCGUAUAGGCACCAUCAUCCUGAGGGCUCCCUCCACUAAGAGACUCGUGAAAGCCUUCUCUACCUGUGGCUCCCAUCUCUUCGUGGUGUGUUUAUUCUAUGGGACAAUUGUAGGUGUUUACUUUUUGUCCUCAUCAUGGGAUUCUAAAGAUGUAAUUGCUUCGGUCAUGUACACGGUAGUUACCCCCAUGCUGAACCCCUUCAUCUACAGUCUGAGGAACAGAGAUGUAAAGCAGGCCUCAGAAUAUUUGUUAACAGGGUUAAAAAAUUUAAUAUAUCAACCAGCUCAUCAACAGCAGCUGUGCGUGGAAGUCCUCCUGGAAAAUGCCAUCCAGUUGCAGGCUUUCCUGACCUGUCCUGGAGGCCCUGGAGAUGAGCAGGCUCAGCAAUUGUUUGCCUUUGAGUGGCAGAACCCAGAGACGAAAGCCAAGCCCCAAUACUGCUGGACUGUGCUGCCACAAGGAUUUAAGAACUCCCGGACAAUAUUCGGGUCUGUCUACCCCUCUGAUGAGCCCCUGCACCCAUUCCAGCCAGGGGACCAGGUCCUACUAAAGACCUGGAAGAGCCAAGGCCCUGAACAGCAGCUGUCUGAACAAUGGACUGGUCCCUACGAUGUGCUGUUGACAACACAUUCCUCCCUGAAGCUGAUGGGAAUUAAGCCCUGGAUUCACCACACACGGGUAAACAGGGAGAUGAAGACCCUGCUGCUGCAGCUGAGGCAGAAAGGGCAAGUUGGACCUGCACUCCGGAGGAAGGUGUGA